Suillus clintonianus is the source of this 2466-nucleotide messenger RNA. RefSeq lists its product as uncharacterized. NCBI's taxonomy places the organism in Eukaryota, Fungi, Basidiomycota, Agaricomycetes, Boletales, Suillaceae. Gene Ontology annotation, biological process: regulation of actin filament polymerization. Bases 181 to 2130 code for a protein of 649 amino acids. The record is from RefSeq and is a predicted model, not a curated record. The transcript is spliced from 22 exons. Gene Ontology annotation, molecular function: protein binding.
CUUAGAUACGUUGGAUUUGAAACAUAGCAUACUACGACCCUUUUCUGGGUAUGUACAGAGUCCAGACUCGGCCGCGUAUUACGGCCGUUCCGUUCUCAAGCGCUACACUUGCUCUUCACCUGACCACUCGAGGUGUGCUAAGUUCUGCCCGCAAAUCCAACAACAGACACUUUGAAAGAAAUGCAGAGACAAAGCAACAGCUAUGGUCAAUUAAUGCCUGACCAGGUAGACCGCAUCUCCAAUCUUUUUGACGCCCACCUUGAUCUAUUAGCCGAUGCCCGCGAACUGUACCGCGAUAGAGCAGUGCUGGAACGCGAGUAUGGACUAAAGUUGAAGCAAUUGGCGAAGAAGGCAAGUGAAAAGAAGAACAAGAAUGCACUGUUACUGGUCGUCGGAGACAAUCCCACCAAGGCUUGCUCGGAAAGUAUGAAUCAACAGAACACCCUCAAUCAUGCAUACUCCGAGAUCUUGUCAUCGAUUUCAACUUCUGCUCAGGACCAUAUCAACUUAGCGGAGGCAUUGACAUCUCAAGUUAUGGAACCUCUAAAAGCUGUUGAGCGUCGCAACGAUGAUUACAAGAAAAAGCAAAUGCAGAUCUAUCACAAGAUUCUGGCUGGACGCGAUAAGAUCUAUGCUGAACGCAUCAAGGCAAGAGCAAGCAAAAAUAUGACGUCGACUGCGCCGAGGUUGAAGUUUAUCUCUGUUCACGAUCGACACGCGGAGCGCUCAGCAAGACAGUAUGAUCAGCAGAGGCUUGACAUGCUCAAUAGCAAGAAUGUCUAUAUCAUCUCAACUGCAACUGCCAACAGCGUGAAAACAAAGUUCUAUACCGAGGACCUGCCAAGUCUUGAGGAUUCUUUCCAGGAGUUACAGACUCGGCUAGUGACGGAUUUUGUUGCCGUUGUGACAGAGGCCCACAAUAUCCAAUUGUCACACGAAGAUAUUCUGAAGGACCGUCUUGCAACCGUUAGCGCCGCUUUGAUCGAAGUCCAACCCGAUAAGGACCAAGCGCUUUUCAUAGAAUCCAACAUCCGUCCAUUCAGCGUACCCGACGACUGGGUAUUUGAAUCAUGUUCGAACCAUUACGAUACGGGAGAUAUGUGCAUUGAUUCGGCUCCCAAGGUGGUCCUACAAAAUAAACUCGCCCGCUCGCGCGCCAAAUUGAGAGAACUGAAACCUGCGCUCGAAAAAAAACGGACCGACGCCGAGAAUUAUCGUGGCCUGCUUACAGAUUACGCCGCCGAUAAUACACCUGGAGAUGUGGGUGAUGCCAUGAACAGAUACCUUGAUACUGCCCACGAGGUCACUGACCUUUCUACCUCAGCGUGUGUCCUAAACUCAGAAAUAAAUAUAAUCGCGGAUGUCCUUGGGGGUGACGAGGGAGGUUCAAGCCCCCACGUUUUCAAGAGCUCGGCCUUUUCGAUACCCACAACAUGCGGGUAUUGUAAGGUAUCGAUCUGGGGCCUAAGUAAGCAGGGAAAGACAUGUAAAAGUUGUGGCUUAUCAGUGCACUCUAAAUGCGAGUUAAAUGUACCCGCGGAGUGCAGUAAUAUUCACGGUGAUUACAGAACCUCGGAAAUUCUGCAGUCUCCCUCUUCUGUCGUUUCUAUAUCGGAAAGUAGAUCACCAGUAUCCGCCGGCUCCAAAGAAACACCACUCCCAUCUUCUUCUGUGCCACCCAAUGCAUCACCACAUGUGGAAGAAAGCGAUCGAUUGGCUCGUGUUAUCUUCGAUUUCGCGGCGUCCUCGUCCUUCGAAUUGAAUGUGACAGAGGGCGCUAUUGUGCGUGUGCUAGAGGAAGACGAUGGUUCCGGAUGGGUGAAGGUGGCUGGCUCCAAUGGUGAGAAAGGGCUGGUCCCUGCAACCUAUCUGGAAGAUGCAGGCGGACGGCCAUUUGAAAACUCUGAACUCUCUCAACAAAGUUCUCAGCAAGCGUCAGGCAUAUACGUACGGGCUCUCUAUGACUAUCAAGCUCAAGAACCGGAAGAGCUUACGAUAAAUGAGGGGGACUUUGUUGAGCUAUCUUCUGGGACAAAGGGAGGUCAAAAUUAUGCGGACGGCUGGUGGGAAGGGUUUUCCAGAGACGGGAAGAAGGGGAUAUUUCCCAGUAAUUAUGUGGAUUUAGCUUGAUUAUUUCGCAACGGUGCCAUCGCUGCCGUCAGUUGACAAUACAUCAAUCACGAUUUCGAAAACCCUGGGUACAUACAUACCACAUGAUAACCACCGAUUUCUAUCUCCGUAUUUCAGAACCAGCUGCACUACCUCCUUCAUUUAAGGCCCAUCAGAUAUUGUAUCUCGCUAUUCUAGUAGAGGGUUCGCGCCUGAUCGCCACCGCCUGCUCGGAGUUCAUUGUUUCGUAGUUUUCCAGGUGGCAGACUAAUGAUGGAGGAGUUUCAAAGUACCCAGUGGGGAUGAUUUCUGAAAGAACGGCUAUGUACCUUCAACGAUUUGGGUUUACAUAUGAGC